Thrips palmi is the source of this 2391-nucleotide messenger RNA. Its product is annotated as organic cation transporter protein. The record is from RefSeq and is a predicted model, not a curated record. Gene Ontology annotation, molecular function: transmembrane transporter activity. Lineage: Eukaryota; Metazoa; Arthropoda; Insecta; Thysanoptera; Thripidae. Gene Ontology annotation, cellular component: membrane. The coding region runs from base 212 to 1858 and encodes 548 amino acids. Gene Ontology annotation, biological process: transmembrane transport. The transcript is spliced from 9 exons.
UCGCUCAGCCAGUUCGCCGGGUGGCGUGGCGGCCGCAACACGAACCAGCAGCGCCUCGUCGGAGGGGCCGCCGCGGACCGUCUCGCCGUCGCCCGGAUCCACGUGUAGUGCCCCACGUGCAGUGCGACAGAGAGAGACAGAGACGCGCGAACCGCCGCCGUGACCGUCACGCGUCGUCGUCUCGUCGCGCGGACGCCGUCACGCCGCAGCCAUGGACGUCGACCAGGACUUGGAGCAGCUCAUGGGGCACCUCGGGGAGUUUGGGAAGUACCAGAUGCGGCAGUUCCUGCUGCACAUUCUGGCCGCCCUCACCGCCGGGCUCCACAUGCUCACCUUUGUCACAGUGGCAGCCGUUCCCGAGCACAGGUGCGUGAUCCCUGACGUGGACGUCAACACGACGGGGACGUUGGCGUCCUCGUGGGACAGCCUGGCGGUGCGCGAGUGGGUGCCGCGGCACGAGGACGGCAGCUGGGACGGCUGCCACCUGUACGCCGAGAACCAGACGGCCAAGGUGGCGUGCAGCGAGUGGAUCUACGACACGACCUACUACACGUCCAGCCGCGCCAUCGAGUGGAACUUGGUGUGCAGCCGGCGGUGGAUGGGCGCCGUGGCGCAGGCCGCCUACAUGUUCGGCGUGUUCGCGGGCGCCGUCAGCCUGGGCAGCCUCGCCGACAAGUACGGCCGCAAAACAAUCUUUUACCUGUGCGCCGUUCUGCAGCUGAUUCUCGGCGUGGCGGUCGCUUUCGUCCCCGAGUUCUACUCCCUGCUCGUGGUCCGCUUCUUCUAUGGGGUCUUCGGCUCGGCCGGCGCCUACAUCACCGGCUUCGUGCUCAGCAUGGAGCUGGUGGGCGCGUCCAAGCGCACGGCGUGCGGCAUCACCUUCCAGGGCUUCUUCGCGGGCGGCGUGAUGCUGGUGGCGUUCUGGGGCUACCUCAUCCGCGACCGCGUGGUGCUGCAAGUGGUGUACGGGCUGCACGGCCUGCUGCUCGUCGGCCACUGGUGGCUGAUCGACGAGUCCCCGCGCUGGCUGUGGUCGCAGGGCCGCGUCACGGAGGCCGUCAACAUCGUGGAGAAGGCCGUGCUGGUGAACGGCGGCGAGGCCAUCGACGCGGCGCACUACGUGUCCAAGGGCAAGUCGCAGGAGCGCACGCGCGAGGACGUCGCCUACGGCAUCUCGGACCUGUUCAAGACGCCCAACAUGCGCGCCAAGAUGCUCAACUGCUGCCUCAACUGGUUUGCGAACAGCCUGUGCUACUACGGGCUGUCGCUCAACACGGGCCGCCUGUCCGGAGACCCGUUCCUCAUCUUGUUCCUCGUCGGGCUCGUCGAGAUCCCCAGCUACGUCGUCACCAUCCUGCUGAUGGACCGCACGGGCCGACGCUCCCUCAUCAGCGCCAUGAUGGUGCUCGGCGGCAUCGCCACUCUCGCCGCUGCCUUCAUACCGCAAACGACUCCUGCCGGGAACACGUCCGCCACGACGGUGGUGAUGAUCGGCAAGUUCAUGAUCGCGGGCUCCUUCGCCAUCAUCUACAACUACACGGCGGAGCUGUUCCCCACCCCAGUGCGCAACACGGCGCUGGGCGUGGGCUCCAUGUGCGCCCGCCUGUCCGGCGCCCUCACCCCUUUGAUCACGCUCCUGGACUCCUUGGACAAAACGUUACCAACUGUGAUAUUUGCCUCGAUCGCCGUCACUUCCGGCCUCUUGGCACUGCUCUUGCCGGAAACCCUGAACCAGCCCAUGCCCCAGUCCCUGGAGGACGGCGAGCGCUUCGGCCAGGGAGACACCGCCUGCGCGGCUUGCUUCGGCCGGAAGCCCAACAACCAAAAAUACGAAAUUCCUCUCACGACAGUCGACUGAGAUUGAGACAACACAUAGAAAUUUGGGUGAAUCUCUGAUUGAAGCUGGGACCACUACGUGCUGGUUAAUAGUACAGAAACUUUUCUUGUCCAUAUGAUGCAAAUUACUGGAUCAGUCGAAAUGGUGCCAUUUCAAAAUUAAAUACUUUCCGCGGACGAUUGUUGGUGGGUAAAAUGUCCACGUCAUUUCAGUGCAGCAGUUUCCUUGAGGCUGAUUGGCAUGUGAGCAAACUUUAUCUCUUAUUUUUUAUUCAGUACUUUGGUUUCUGUGAUACCAUGUGAUAUUGAAAAAAAGAUAUAAAGAACACUUAUGAGUCUACAAAGGAAACAUCUAAAAACAAGCUAAAUUAAAUAUUUUUCACAGUCGAUUCAUUCCAUAAUCGAUCAUCACAGCAGACAAACCACUGUUGUUUUAGAGCUGAGAAAUUUUAUCAUGAAGCACAUAUUUUCACCUAUGUACCUAAGAAAAAUGCUAUUUUUGACUUAGUCUUUAAUGUAAGGAAUAGAAUUAAAAUAUUCUUGUAAUGUAAUGAA